Messenger RNA from Xiphias gladius (swordfish), 8031 nucleotides. It is a transcript of the gene znf831, whose product is annotated as zinc finger protein 831. The transcript has 4 exons. The record is from RefSeq and is a predicted model, not a curated record. The coding region runs from base 240 to 5051 and encodes 1603 amino acids. NCBI's taxonomy places the organism in Eukaryota, Metazoa, Chordata, Actinopteri, Istiophoriformes, Xiphiidae.
UUGUUCCACUUCCCUGUGAGAAGAAACAGUUCAUGUCAAAGAGCUGUGAGAGAAAAUCAGAUUGGAAAGGACCACACAGCCUGGAUGACAGAACAGAUUGAAAAGAGCAGGUACACUGAGGAUGGGGCUGUUCAUGGUAGAAGACUUUCUAAGCUGGAUAAUUGUUACGGAUUCAAGUGUAAAGCAAGACGGUAAUUAGAGACCUGGCACUGGUACAUCACGACAGCAGAAGUGUUACCAUGGAGACUGGCAAGCCAGGAUUGGCGAGUGCUCCAGUGCACAUCAGCUCUGUUGCAGCGCAGACAGAGAAAAGGAUGGACAUCCAGGCCCCACUGACAGCUGUUUACAUCCACACAGUGCCUGCUCUACCAGCGCAGCCUUACCCACAGCUUCCUGCAGCUGCCCGUGAACCAGCCACGAUCCAUCUGGCCAUGCCAUCACUCUACUCCAAGGAGACGCUUCCGUUUCUGACACUCCAAAUUGCUGGUGGGCUGCAGUCUCUACCGGGACUGAGUCUGGCAGCUGCUGCACCUACAGCCAGACCCAAAUUAGCAGGAAAGCAUGUUUGCCCUCACUGUGGACGGGACUGUAUGAAGCCCAGCGUGCUGGAGAAGCAUCUCCGCUGCCACACAGGGGAGCGGCCUUACCCCUGCAUGACUUGUGGAGUUUCUUUUAAGACACAGAGCAACCUCUACAAACAUAAACGUACUCAGGCUCAUGCCCGCCUCUCAUCUGAGUCAGAGCAGAGCAGCCUGGGAAGCCUGGACAGCAUGUCCAGCUCCAGAGAGACUCAUAUCUCCAGUUUGUCUCUGGAUGAGCACAGCGAGGCAUUGGGCAGCAUUGAGAAGGAUGCCACACUACCUGCUGCUGACAUUACAGGGUCAGCCAAUACUACAAAGGUCUACUCUGUAAAGACACAAGGGUCUGUCAGUGAACAGAAUGCAUUAACCCCUGCAGGUCAUAAUAAAGAACCAAAUGAAAGCGCAAAGAUAACACAAGAAGAGGAAACAUCGAGGGGGGAAAAUGAAAACCCCCCUAUGACUGUUAGUCGACAUCUUCCCCUUCAGAGACAAGAGGCCACUCUGUUCUCCAAGCAGUGGGGAAGCUCUGUAUCCAGUGAAAAAUCACAGAGCCAUGAGAGCACGGACUCAGGCUUCAGUGAGAGCAGCGACCACUACCCUAGCCUUGGCAGUGUUUUACCUGACCAAAGUAUGGAUUCCCUCACCAAAUCCAAUAAAGAGCAUCUUGAAGAAACCAUCAACACACACACACCUUCAGAACCAGGCCAAGGUGCACAGGAGCCCAAGGACACUGCAAGAGAGCAGGAGCAGAAGACAUUGGAGGAGCGCAUAUCAAAGCUGAUUUCUGAGAAUACAGCUGUUGUAGAGGACAAACAACUGGAGAAUGUGAGGCCACGGAAGACAGUUCUGUCAAAGCAGGGUAGCAUUGAUCUCCCUAUGCCAUACACGUACAAGGACUCCUUUCACUUUGACAUGAGGAAAAGUAAGACUCCAAACGUUGGGUUACAAAGAAACAGCAAGCCUGGAUUGUACAGCUCUGUUCCCACUCAGCACUCCACCACCAUGGAGCAUACCCCCUUAACCCGCAGCAGCUCCCUCCCCUUCAGUGUAACCCUCCUGCAGCCGGAGAGGAGCACUCCAACGUCUUCCUAUCAGAGCGAUUAUGUAACACUCGUUCGCAGGGGAAGCUCUGGCCAGAUCAAUCCAACAGGUUUCGCGAUCAAGCCUGUGAACCAGCAGUCAUCCACCCACCGCCCACUGGUCCGGCAGACAGCCGUAGACUGCAACCACGCAACAGACGGUCUCUUCAUGAAUUCAUCUGUGAGGGAGACAUGCACCGGCAAUCUCAGCUGCGAAGGGAAUGGCAGUGACAUUUGUGGUGAUCCAAGCAACAGAAAGUUCAGGAGGAAGAAAGCACAGAAGUUUGCCUACAAUAAGUGGUACAUGUAUGGGGGCGGGACAUUUAAGAAACUCUAUAAUGCUGAGAAAGGCGUUGAUAACAGUGUUAUCAGAGGCAGGAAAUGUAUGUACCUAGAGCAUGAGGUUGUUCAGGGUCCACAAAAAAGGUUGUCAGCAGUUCAUAAGGAGACAGUAACAACACCAGGCUCGACAAUAAACAUCACAAGCAGCAAUGCAACAGUGGGCCAUCCAGGCUGUCCUCCUGCCAAGAUAUCCCUUGUCUCCGCUGUAGAUCUAAGAACUAGCCAGCUUCAUUCAUCAUGCAGCUCUCUAAAGGCUCCACUGCAGAGAAAUCUGUCUUUAUCAAUACUGCCAUUACCGUCAAUUGGAUCAUUGGUUAGCCACAAAACAGACCGCUUGAGCAGCCCAGAGGCAGGGAGAUUGAUUACUGAAGAAAAACAUACUGAUUCCAAUUCUCAGCUCUGUGGAGCCCAUGUUCCCUCCGAUAGGAAAAAGCAGAGAACUGCUGACAAAAUAAUUUGCCCACUGGAGAUGGAGACUGACCCAAACACACUGACUCACCCCCCUCCCUCUGUCACUGGCAGUAAGACUCAGCAGGAUACAAAUCACAGUUAUAUCAACCUUCAAAAAAAUCAAAAACACACUCAGCUCAACGGAGCACUCUUCUCGCCAUGCAUUAUAAAUGCAAAUACACCGUCUGUUACCAUCUUGCCAGCCACUUCCAUCCCCUCCGCUGCUAAGACAAGCUUCCUGCCCAAGUACCAGCUCAAGUUACCUAAUGCUGCUGAACCUGGUUCAAAUACUUCUCCGCAUGUGCUGAAUAAACCAACAGGAACUGAUGGCUGCACUGUCACUUCUGCUCUGUCAUCGUCUCAAACUGAGCAAACCUCACCCUCAACUUCUGAAAAGAAAUGUACUGAUCCCAUCACCUCAACGUUAAUGCAGGCUUGUGAUAUCAAAAAGAUAAAUACUUUCAAUUCAACACAAGCCCAGCUUCUCUUGCCUUGCACAGGCACAAUCUUCUGUCAAGCUGAAACAUCAAGAUCCAAUGAAAAUGCGCCAUCUAGUCUACCUCUAGUGCACAGGCAAUUUGCAGCAACCGCAAUAACCAAAACCUGUCUACAUGAAUAUCAGGCAGGAUUAUGCAGUACUUCAAUAGAGCCCUCAAAAUCUGCAGCGAAAUCAGCGCCUAUGCAGUUACCCAGACCAAGUGCACCUGUGGUUGCGAACGUCCCUGCUAUAUCUACAAUAACCACAGCAAAAAACGAGACAUCUGCUGCUGGCAUUACAGCUUUCUCACAACUUAGCUCAAACCCUCCUCUGUCACAAUCGCAACUCUCGCCAGCAUUAGACCAGUUAAACCCUCUAAAUAGAGCAUAUGCUGGCCCAAACACCCCAAACGUAACUUGUCACAUUUCACCAUUUGACCAAGUGCAACCAGCUGCUCAGAAUGUGUUUCAUGUUCACACAGCAGACCUCCAGAUCUGCCUUCAGAUCAUAUCAGACGAACAGCUGGCUCUCAUUGAACCGCAGAUUGAGCAACAAGCAAGUAGCAGCCUCUCACAGAGAUGUGAUAUGGCAGCAUUGGCCCCAGAGGUGAUCCAAAAUAACGCUCAAAGCUCUGUCACCAUGGAAAGUAGCAAUGAGGGAAGGGACAAUCACCAGCCAGGACAUCAAAGGGAGUUGGACAAAAGUCAAUCUUUACCCACACUUAACGUCCACUGUCCACUGACUAGCCAUUUUGAGAAGGCACAGCCAAAUAUGCACAUGACUGAACACAGUAAUUCCAGUCAGGCUACAGUAUCAGCUGAAUCUAACCCUCCUGAAGCUCUAGGCUUGACACAACGCCCACACAAAUACAGUCAUGUAAACAUGGCCACAGAGACUCGGACCUCUGCGGGCAAUCUUAUAUCAACUGCUGCUUCACUCGAAGGUGUACAGUCAGGAAGGGGCCAAACUUCAAAGGAAGAACAUGCCCUUUCUCUGAACCAUUGUACUGAGGAGCAACUUUUCAGCAGGGUCAGCCAAGGUGAUUUGGUCUUGCAAACACUCCCUGGCCAACACAAGCUCACUGUGACCUGUCUUUCUCCCAGUGCAGUAAAUCAGAAUAACACUAGACGUGAAAUACUGUGCAAAGAAAGCCAAAAAAAACUUAAAAAUCAAGGAUCCUUAUGCAACGCUGGCAUAAUGAAAGCCAUGGGUGAAGACUCUGCAUACAAAAGCAGCAGGUUAAAAAGUGGAGAAAACCAUCCCUCUCUGCAGGUUAAGUUCAGUGAGGCCUCAACUGGUGCGUCUGCCAAUGAACUCACUGGGUCAGUUUCUUCAUUUUCCAUCAAUAAAUGCAAAGCUCAACGACAGUUGAACCCACAAGCGUCCAUGUCCUGCAGUAAUCCUUCAGAAUUUACAUUAUCAGAGAAUCUGAAUCCAUCUAAACAUGCAAACAGGAGCCGUGACAGGGUGGGACCUGUGGACAAUUCUGCCCCUUUAAAGGAAAUGACUCUCAGUGAAUCACAGGAUGUAAUCAGCUUAGCCCACUCAGAAAAACAACUGGAUCAGUUUGCUUCAGUGUCUUCUAACAUCCAGGUGGAAAGACCCAAAGACAUCCCAUCUUUUCUAAAAAGUAUUCAGAGCCCCACUGCAGGACUUGUGGAGGGAGCCUCCCCGGUGGGAUGUGCAGCCCAGAAGGAGCCGCAGACACUGGGACAUGGAGGUACCCCAGGUCAGUCAGACAGUGCAGACUGGAGGUCAAAGCGGAGCCAAGACGCUGGAGAAACAAACCACCAAAAAAUGGAUGGGCAGGGUGGUGGAGGAGUGAUGAGAGAGGAUAAGAAUGGAGGGAUCAAGACAGACCACGUGCCAGGACAGUGGGGCAAUGCCAAGUCUGGCUGCAGAUACACGGUUUUACCAGAUGUGAAAAAGCCUGAGCCGUUGGAAAGAAGGAACAUGUCAACCUCAAGCCAGGAAUGUCGGGUCCUUGCAGACCUAGUGACUGUGCCACAAUCAGAGCUGGAAACAUUGAAAAAGCUCCUCUCUGGCGAAGGUGCUCCUGCUCCACUCCUCUUCCCCAUAUCCCAUGGACUGAGGUGGUCGUCAGAGGCAGGAGAAAAAUAAGUCGUUGAACCGCCAACUACGACGCUUUCACAAUGCAUCCUAUUGCUCCAGCUUCAGAACAGGUUCCACAUUUUGGAGAGGCAACGCACAUCUGAUACCUCUCCUACUGGUCCAUCAUUGCUGCAGACAGAAGCGACAUCGGUCCAACAGUGGUUCACCUAGUUAAGAUUCCGCCACUGCCCCCUCCUCCUUCAACCCUUGUCUGCACUCGUAUCUUCUGGGAAGAAGAUCCUCAUGUCGAUCCCAAAAAGCGCUGGUCUGAAUUUCAUUUACAAUUUUGAUCUUCUCUGGAAUCAUAGUGGUUACUACAAACACGAUGGCUUUCAUCUGUACCACGUCGAAGCGCACAUGCUCUCCACAAACAUGGAAUUUGCCCUCUUGGAUGACUGAGAAAAUUGCCCACUAUGCCCCCACAAGGUAAGUGUGUCAUUUGCUUCCUAGCCACCAAAAUCCUGCCUAACUGAUCACUGUUAUAAAACUAAUGUACAGUUAUGGCAAUAAUAAUAAAAAUAGAUAAAUAAAUAAAAGUCAGUUACCUUGAAUGGGCACAAUAGAUUUGCUCUAAACCAAUCAAGGGGCCUGGCUGGCUUCAUAGAUCAUAUUAUUUUGACUCUGCCAGUCAGUCAGAAUGUCCUCUGCUUCGGUUGAUCCCAGUCAGGAUCAGCAGCAGGCAGAAUGUUAGCUCUAUGUAUGUGACCAUCAUAUAACAAUAAUGGCACUCAUGUAGAUAAUCUUAUUCAUAUUAAACCUGCUAUAUCCAAGUCUGUCACUAAGACCUCUACAUGUGCCUUAAGAAUGGCACUGCUCAAUGUGAGAUCUUUAGUUAACAAAACCUUCCUUGUCAGGGACAUCUUAUGUGCCAAUAAACUUGACUAUAUACUUCUCACUGAGACCGGCCUUGGCAAGACAGGUAACAAAAAGCUGAUUGAACCAGCUCCUGCUUAUUUUAGAUUGCACAUUGCACAAGAAGCAAUACAAAGGGUGGGGGGAUUGCUGCUCUCUAUGCUGUCUACUUAAACUGUAAAAUGGUUCCUCUUGCUGACUUCUCAACUUUUAAUGUCUAGCUAUGGUUGUUACAUCUGAAUUUCCUGCAUAGCUACUGUGAGUAUCUAUGCAGAAAAUACAAGCUUAAAGAAUGUGUUCUAGAUGAAUUUGCUGAGCAGCUGUCAAAAAUUUCCAUUAACUAUGACCGCAUUGUCUUUUCUUGCGACUUCAGUAUUCAUAUUGACAAUCCCACUAACUCGGACACCAAACUCUGCUAGAAACUUUUCACAGCAUGUUAUGGUCCCCACUCAUAAACAAGGACACAUCCUCGACUUGGUUAUAUCUAAAGACCUUGAUGUAUCUCUAACUGCCAUUAUGAAUGUUGCAAUUUCAGAUGAUUUGGGUCGGGUUUUAGAGUGAAUCAUAGCACCAUUCCUGUACCGAUGAUACAUAGCCGUAUGUCUCAUGUUCUUUAGAACAUCUCAGUCCCAUUAAAUUAAUUUGUAAGAUGCAUUGAUAACAUCUACCACUGGAUGUCUCAAAACUUUCUGUAACUUAAAAAAGAAAAACUGAAAUACUCAUAGUAUGCCCAAAAGUACAAAGGCAGGAGAUUUUAUCCAUGUUAUCACCAUUUUCUCUAAAGCACAGUGAGGAUGUCAGAAACCUAGGUGUUAUUACUGAGGCCAACUUCCAGCAUAAUAUUAACCACCAUUACGAAAACAGCUUUUUACCAUUUAAAAAAACAUUUCCAAACUUAGGAGCUUCCUCUCCCAGUCUGAUUCUGAAAAAGUAAUCCAUGUAUUCAUCGGCAGCAAAUUAGAUUACUGUAAUACCCUUUUUUCAGGACUUCCCAAAAAGAGAAUAGUUAGGCUCCAGCUCAUUCAGAAUGCUGCUAUCAGAGUACUAACUGGCACUAGGAAAAUCAAAAACAUUACACCUGUACUGAAAACACCUCACUGGCUGCCGGUACAGUACAGAAUUGACUUUCUGACCUGCUUACUGGCUAUAGCCCAAUCAGAUCCCUCAGAUCAUCAAGCAUGUGUCUCCUGAAUGUACCUAGAAUUAAAACUAAAUCAAAUGAAGGUGCAUUUGUGUGUGUAUUGUUUGGCUGUAAGGUUAUUGUAUUUAUGUGGAGUAUUUAUAUAUGUGUUUUCUAUCAAGUUUAAUAUUUUCCAUGUUUUACUGUAAAGCACAUUGAGUUUACCUGUGUAUGAAAUGUGCUAAACGAAUAAAUUUGCUUGACUUGAUUUGACUUCUCAGUGUGGCUGUGAAUUUUCCUCUCACCCGCAGGUGGUUCCAUCCAGCUCCAUAGAGAAUUUUUGCUGAUUUCUUCAGUUCUGGAAACCGUCCAUAUGCUUGGUAUUCAGAAUCUGGUAUUGCGGUUACAUCCACACCUGUAUCUAUUCUAAACUCAGAUUUGUGGUCAUUUAUCUUAACUUUUGUUAGCCAGGCUUUUGAGCCCCGUCUGUGCUCACUGAGCCCGAGAAUACAGUGUCCUCCUCUGUGGCACCUUCACAGGUGGUAUGGACCAACACAACAGCCCCAGACCUGCACACUUUUGCAUAGUGUCCCUAUUAGUUGCAAAAUGCAUCUUUUUGGAUGGUAACUGCUGUUUGUUAUGAGAUGGUGCUCUACCACAUCUUUUGUUGUGUGUUACUAUGUGGCUAUGACUGAGGGUGCCUACUUAAAGUGCGUUUUGCUCUGCUGCCUGUUGACUGUUCACUGCUGCACCCCAACAUUGUCCAUAUUAGCUGCUUUAGCCUCUGUUUUGAAGUUGCUCAUUAGCAUGUCCUGCUUUUUCACUAGUUCACUUUGGCGGACAGUAACUGCUUUCUCCAGUGAUAGCUCUGGGUCCAUUUGAAAUUGCUCAGGAAAUCCUUUGUCUCUCAAGCCCACAACUAACCUGUCACGUAUUAUCUUACUCUGUAGUUCUCCAUAGCCACAAUGUUCUUAUAAACAUUAAAGUGCUGUGAUGAAACUAUCCACAGACUCUCCA